Molecule: messenger RNA, 441 nt
Organism: Dinoponera quadriceps
Lineage: Eukaryota; Metazoa; Arthropoda; Insecta; Hymenoptera; Formicidae
Exons: 1
Coding region: 1-441 (146 amino acids)
Molecular function (GO): nucleic acid binding
Source: RefSeq, a predicted model, not a curated record
AUGGCUACCACGGAGGAUAACGUGACAAAAAUCCACGAUUUCGUAUUGGCAGACCGCCGAUUGAAGGUGCGCGAGAUAGCUGAAACAGUAGGCAUCUCAAAAGACCGCGUGGGUCAUAUCCUGCAUAAAAUUUUGGGCAUGAGAAAGCUAUCGGCGCGAUGGGUGCAGCGUUUGCUCACUCCGGACAACAAGCGCAACCGUGAGACCACUUCAGAGCAGUGUUUGACUCUGUUUAAGCGCAAUCCAAAGGAGUUUCUGCGUCGUUUCGUGACCGUCGACGAAACAUGGAUCCACUGGUACACACCAGAAACCAAGGAACAGUCGAAACAGUGGACUUCACCCGGCGAACGUGCUCCGAAGAAGACGAAGACUGUCCUAUCGGCCGGAAAGGUGAUGGCCACCGUUUUCUGGGAUUCACAAGGUGUGAUCUACAUCGACUAA